Messenger RNA from Blepharisma stoltei, 1206 nucleotides. The record is from the annotation of a GenBank genome assembly. Lineage: Eukaryota; Ciliophora; Heterotrichea; Heterotrichida; Blepharismidae.
AUGGAUACAGACAGAAGUAGAAAAAGGGCAGCGCAAAGCUGCGAUAAAUUUGUAUGCCAAUUGGUAUUUUUUAUAAAGGAUCUUAGUAAAGCUACAAAACCGAUAGAAAAGCUCGGGUCAACUGAAUAUUUUCGAGCACUAAAAGGGCAUAACUCACUAAGAGAAUCAAAAUGCAAGGGAAUAGAGCUCCCUGAUGAUAUUGAGUAUGCAAUAGACAAAGCUGUAAGGCAGAGGAUGCAAAAAGGCUUAUUUGGGUACGAUAAUUCUCAAGUAAUAGCACUUGAAUUAGAGCUUGAAAACGCAGAAGGGAACAAAAAAGAUAACGAGAAGCUAUUUGAUGAAUUAUUAAGUGAAAGGCUUGAAAAUGCUGCAAAAACUAUGAAAACUUCAGAAAUUUCAUUUGAAGAUUGAAAAAGACGAAAAGCUGCUGAAGAAAGGCUAAAGAAAAAAUUAUUAGUCCAAGCUCUAGAAAUUGAAUAUGAAGAAAAACUAUUAGAAGCUGAAGACAAAGAAGUCAAAAAAAUAGAAAGCUAUAAACAAGUGAGAAACUGGGAAAGAAAUAAAUCAAAAGAGGAAAAAGUCAAGAAAAGUGAGAAAAAUAAAGCAAAAGCUGAUGAGGAAAGUGCAAAGAGAAAGAAAAUUGAAGAGUCAAGCAAAGUGUAUCGGGAAUGAUUAAAAAAUAACUUGAUAAAGUUAAGGGAAAAGAAAAUAAAAGAAAGAGAAGAAAAAAAGAAAAUUUAUGAAGAAAAAAGGAAAAAAGAGAUGGAACAGAUGCAGAGAAAAAUGAAGGCAGAAGAAGAGUAUAAUGCGUGAUUAACGAGAAAGUCACUAUCUAAAAACAGUACACAGAGAUAUGAAUCUUCUGAGGAGUUUUAUCAAAUAAAAAAACCAAUUUUGAUGGCUUAUUCACCAAAUAGAAAAAGCACGCCUGGUGACCAGUUUAUAGAUUCAUUUAGCGACUUCAGUGAUUCCCCUCAAUACUCAUCAAAAGAAGAAGAGAUAGAAAAACGCGGAGAUGCUCAAGUAAAAGCAUCUUCAAAACCUCCAUUGCCAUCACAGCGUAGCAAUAAAUUCACAGAAAGACAAAUUAAGAAUGAAAACUGUCACACCUUUGAAGAGCUUUCAUCGAUCAGAAAAUCUCCACAAGUAAACGAAGUGUCCCAUGAAAUUAGUGCGAAUCCAGAAAGCUUUUAUAGUGAUAUAUAA